AUGAUUCUCUCCACCCAAAUAUCACGGCUGGACGGCCUCAUGCUCUGCGCCUCGGUCGACGACUCCCCUGAACCCCCGGCCGUCUCAUCCCUCAAGUCGCAAGUCCGCCAAAUUCUACGCACCCUAACGCGCAACUCCACGCCCCAGGCGUCCAUCGAAUCCCCCCCUCACGCGAUCCACUACCUCAUCGACAGCGACAUCGUCUUCCUCUGCAUCUGCGACUCCAGCUACCCGCGCAAGCUGGCCUUCACAUACCUCGCCGACUUGUCCCGCGAAUUCCUCACCACCCACUCGCUGCAGCAGCUGCAGUCGCCUUCGCUGCGCCCAUAUGCAUACAUGGACUUUGACAGCUUCAUUACCAAGACGAUGGCGACGUAUGCGGAUGCCAGGGCCGCCCAGAACCUGGAUAAAGUCAACGAUGAGCUGAGGGAUGUGACCAAGGUCAUGACGAAGAACAUUGAAGACUUGCUCUAUCGGGGGGACAGCUUGGAUAGGAUGGGAGAGAUAAGUAGUCGGCUGAGAGACGAUAGCAAGAGGUACAGAAGGGCCGCGGUGAGGAUUAACUGGGAUUUGUUGCUGAAGCAGUAUGGCCCGUUUGCCGGGCUGGGAUUCUUUGUCUUGUUGUUUAUAUGGAUGAGGUUUUUCUAA
Molecule: messenger RNA, 648 nt
Organism: Metarhizium brunneum ARSEF 3297
Lineage: Eukaryota; Fungi; Ascomycota; Sordariomycetes; Hypocreales; Clavicipitaceae
Gene: SEC22
Product: Protein transport protein
Biological process (GO): retrograde vesicle-mediated transport, Golgi to endoplasmic reticulum; endoplasmic reticulum to Golgi vesicle-mediated transport; vesicle fusion with Golgi apparatus
Cellular component (GO): SNARE complex; endoplasmic reticulum-Golgi intermediate compartment; Golgi membrane
Molecular function (GO): SNAP receptor activity
Source: RefSeq, a predicted model, not a curated record